This is a messenger RNA of Talaromyces proteolyticus, 1658 nucleotides long. RefSeq lists its product as uncharacterized. Lineage: Eukaryota; Fungi; Ascomycota; Eurotiomycetes; Eurotiales; Trichocomaceae. The record is from RefSeq and is a predicted model, not a curated record. Bases 128 to 1351 code for a protein of 407 amino acids. The transcript is spliced from 8 exons.
CUCAUUGAUAUCAAGCUGGUCGCCGUUUUCUGAUAUCCUCGUGCUACCACGAGCAUGGUUGGCUUAGCUGGGGAAGCAAUUCGCUGAGACGAUUCUCAGGUCGCCCACUGCACGUGGGAAACGCAUCAUGCGGCUUUACUCGGUCUUAACCAACAUCACAAUAUUUUUAUCUGUGUUAACACGCGCCCAGACGCAGUCUCUUCCCGCAUGCGCUUUAAAAUGCCUCUCCGACACACUCCCCCAAUCAGCCUGCGCACCAACCAACCAAACUUGCAUCUGUACAAACACCGAUCUUGUAGCCAAGCUGUCUAGUUGCGUGACGGCGAGCUGCAGCGUCAAGGACGCUCUUACUACGGUCAAUGUCACGAAUACAGAAUGCGGGGUUCCAGUUCGAGACGAGACUGCUCCGAGUAUCAUAAUUCCAAGCGUUGGCUUUGUCGUCCUCCUGUUUAUUGCUUUGAGGAUAUUCACACGCCUAGUGCUCACGCAAUUAGAGCUGGGUUGGGAUGAUUGGACAACUAUGCUUCUUGGGUGUUUCAUGGUGGCAAUUAAUGUCGGUUCUAUCUUGCUCGGGAAAGCUGGCCUGGGGAAGGAUAUCUGGACACUCUCAUUCCAGAACAUCCAGAGAAUUCUCUAUAUCUUUUAUAUCCAAGAGCUUCUCUACGUCAUCUGCAUCGUUCUCACCAAAAUCUGCUUCCUCCUAUUCUAUACCCGCAUCUUCCCUUCAUCCAAAAUGCUUUGGAUUAUAAAAGUCUCUGGCCUUUUGACGCUGUGCUACGGCAUUGCUUUCCUCUUCGCCCUUUCUUUUCAAUGCUCCCCAGUUAGUUUUAAUUGGGAGGGCUGGGAUGGAGAGCACGAAGGAAGCUGCGUGCAGAAGAAUACAUUGGUCGUUGUUGCAGGGGCGCUCAACGCCGUGUUUGAUGUGUGGGUUAUAGCCCUGCCAAUCCCUGCUCUGCUAAGGCUUCAGGCUUCUAUAUCGACGAAAUUACAAAUUAUUGCAAUGUUCUCUGUGGGCUUCCUGGUCACCGGCGUAAGCAUAUACCGCAUAGUGAUGCUCAAAAUAUUUGCUACAAGCACCAAUCCAACAUGGGACAACGCCGCCGGCGGCUACUGGUCCAUUGUUGAAGUGGAUGUUGGGGUAUUUAUAUUGUGCAUGCCCGCCCUGCGAUCACUUCUUAGCCGUCUCCUUCCAGGUGUUUUUGGUUCAACGAAAGGGAAAAGCAGUGCCGGGCCUUCUUCCAGUCAAAAGAAAUUCAGAGCAGCAUCGGGUAGUUACCCUAACACAAGCUUUAUACAGCUAAUCGAAGUAGACGGCGGAAAGGGUGCAAACGGUGCUGGAGGUGAUUCCUGAUGUGCAAUAAUUAUGACAAGUUAAGAUAACCAAUACCUAACACCCUUGGGUGACCAACCUGCGGAAAGGCAUCUGGUUCAUGUAGAUCAUGUUAUGGUUUGGAGGAACUACAUAAAGGUUCAUCUAGAGCAACUAAUUGUGAGAGGGCUGUCCGGCUGCCGCUGUAUCGGCCUUCCCUCUCACGUGUGCGCGCUAGUUCGGCUUAAUAAGCGCCCCCUAUUUGGACAGACGUAAUCGGACAGCCACCCGAUCACCCACUCCGAACGCGUCUUACUAUAUUGAUUUCAAAUCUCAAUUUCUAAGCCGA